Messenger RNA from Manihot esculenta (cassava), 785 nucleotides. RefSeq lists its product as uncharacterized. The record is from RefSeq and is a predicted model, not a curated record. The coding region runs from base 192 to 614 and encodes 140 amino acids. The transcript is spliced from 2 exons. Lineage: Eukaryota; Viridiplantae; Streptophyta; Magnoliopsida; Malpighiales; Euphorbiaceae.
GUCGUCGUUGUUAGAAACUUACCGGUUUAAUUUUUUCGCACCAAAUUCCCUGCUUUAAUUAAUUCCAAACCAUUCAAGGCUCCUAGGCUCCCAAAUCAAAAACCCUAACCCCAUUUUCCUUUCUUCUAUUCUCUGCUGUGAUUUGAGCAACCGGGGGCUGCUAGGGCUCAAGAAACCUCUCGAUCUCGAUAAUGGCCACAGCAGAGAAGAGAAAGCCUGUCUUCGUUAAGGUAGAAGAACUAAAGCCUGGCACCACUGGCCACAAUCUCACUAUUAAGGUCGUCAACUCUAAGGCCGUCCCUGUCCCUAAGCCCCGCCGCGCCCCCAUGUCUCUCUCUCAGCGUUCUGUCCGCCCUGCUCGUAUCGCUGAGUGCCUUGUUGGCGACGACACUGGCUCUAUCGUCUUCACCGCCCGCAAUGAACAAGUUGACCUUAUGAAGCCAGGCACCACCGUUAUUCUGCGUAAUGCAAAGAUUGACAUGUUCAAGGGGUCUAUGAGGCUUGCGGUAGACAAAUGGGGACGCGUUGAAGUUACUGAACCUGCAAGCUUUGUAGUUCAAGAAAAUAACAACCUUUCUUUGGUAGAGUAUGAGCUAGUUACUGUUCAGGGAUGAUUAGCAUCUUCAGGAAGUGAAUAUUUGGAAGUUACUGAAGACAUUAUUUUGUUUGUUGUUUAUGAACUGUUUUUUACUGGGAGACAGCUUUUGAGUAUGGUACAAAGUUUUUGUUGAGAUGUAAUUUUAAUCUCAAUUGAGAAUUGUUAAUUGGAAAAUUUAAUUGUCAGA